UAAACAAGUGAUGUAACGUGACGGGCGGCGGGCGGCGGAGACUACCGGAGGACGGAACACAACAAAAUCAAAGCUGGAGACGUAGAGAGAAGACCAACUAAGGACUACAAGGGAAGGAAGGCCAAGGAGUAACGACCUGAGAAGCGAUACAAGGGGUCAAGAGGCCUACAGAAGAGGGUGGAGGGCGAGUGACCAGGGAGAGACAAGAUGAACCUCCUGGGCACAACACAAUUCCUCUGCCACAGUGCGCGGGGCAGGACACUGUGGCGCCUCUCACAGCACAGAGCGAGUCUCAACACUAACCAUAUGUGGGGCGAGAGGUACAUGUCGGCACUGAAAGUCUGUCAGUGGAGUUAUACAAAGGCUCAGGCAUCAGGGCAGUGCGGCAGGACAGUGUUACAUGGCCACAAGUUGACAACCACAGUGCUAUGUCCUCGUCACUUUACCUGCGGGCGUCUGUUGAUGGGCAGACAGGUGGAGGGGGGGGAGGGGGCCACGGGCAGGAGCCAGAGGUCCACCCUGUACUACAUAGCAGCUGCAGGGGUCCUGGCGCUGGGCCUGAGCUAUGCCGCGGUGCCGCUGUACAGGAUAUUCUGCCAGGCAUACAGCUACGGCGGCACCACCCAGGAGGGCCACGAUGCCGAGCGUGUGGGCAGCAUGGAGGCCGUGCGGGAGAGGAUCAUUAGGGUGCACUUCAAUGCCGACACCGCCGCCUCCAUGACCUGGAACUUCAGGCCGCAGCAGAACGUGAUUAAGGUCCACCCUGGAGAGACUGCCCUGGCCUUCUACACUGCCCGCAACCCCACUGACAAACCUGUCAUUGGGGUGUCCACGUACAAUGUUGUGCCAUUCGACGCCGGCCAGUACUUCAACAAGAUCCAGUGUUUCUGCUUUGAGGAACAGUUGCUCAACCCCCAUGAAGAGGUCCACAUGCCUGUCUUCUUCUACAUUGACCCAGAGUUUGCCGAGGACCCCAAGAUGGAGAACGUGGACAUCCUGACGCUCUCGUACACCUUCUUCGAGGCUCGUGAGGGACUCCAGCUGCCCAUCCCACAGUUUGCAAGAUAGAAGACUGAAGGAAAUCAGGGAGGGAAGAGUAUGAGUCGGGAGGAAGGCAGCCGCUGGUUUGCCCGUCAAUGUAAGGAAAAGGUUUUCAUUGUUGGGCUUCACGUGUGCUCAGUAAGGGUGGACAGGCCCAUUCAUGAGGCUGAGAGUUAAUUGAAGGGUUGCUUCCCUUGACCAGUGUUGUUUAGCCACCUCUACAUCUCUGGGCAGUCCCAGUGUGUUGUACACUCAGACACCAGCCUCUGGCCCACCUGGCUCCCCUCCCCUGGGUCUAUAAACAAAUGCAUAUUGCUACUCACACAGUCAAUAUAUGAUUGCCUUGCAUUAAACAGCGAGAUAAAAUACAUGAAAAAUAAAAGGCAAGCUUCCAUUGGUUCAAAACCUGUGUGUCUGUGUGUUUGUGUGUGUGGCUUGGGGACUGUGUCAGUGUGCUGCCGUCCACAAGAUGGGUCUGCAAAUCUCUAGUCCCCGACUCGGGUAGGUUUAAGAUUCUGGUGCUUGAGUGUACAACACAAACUUUGCCCUGGACACAGGCCAGGCUCACCAGGCAAGCGAGGGCAUUUUGGUAGUGUGCCUGUGGUUUCUCCACCUAUGGCAUCAUCUCCACUCGUGCCCGCCGCACUGCCCACCAUCCAAAUGUGUGUAUUAGCAUGGUGUUUAUGGUGUGUGGCCACAGUGUUUGCCCAUCAGGCAGUGCCAGAUAAGUGUGGACAGGGCCUCAGAGGUGACCCAAACCACCUUCUACAGACCUCCUCAGGGAUGCCGGGUAGUGGCACCUUCCUGCCUUUUGUAAAUAUGUGAACAUUAAUAACUUAAAUUAUUUUAACAUUGUAAAGAUGGUUGUAUCAGGUCAAGCUUUAUUUAAAACAAAGGUGUGAGUUGUACACACUUUAAAAAAGUAAAUGACUAAACUGGUAAAGUUGUUGAAGUGUAAAGUUAUGAAGGAUGCGUUCAGGUCUUGGCGCACAAAACCAUGUGUUGAGGCAGACCAGGACAGUGUGUUCCAUGUACAAAGUGAACAUUUUAUGAUUGUAAAAUACACAUUUGUUCAAACCAUUCUCUGUUCUUCCUCCACACAGACUAUGGGAGGAGAGGACACAGCCAAGUGUAAACACUUUUGUCCUUGGCCUCACAUCAGCCACAUGGCAAUAGUAGCAUUACAAGUGUGCUGCUGGCUCUACCUCCUUGUGAGGCAUAAAAGCUUUGUGCAGUCUUGGUAUCCUUACCAGUGAGCCGAGUGUUGUGUGUCCGAGGGUUGCCGCGCUGCGUGGAGCAAAGCAUUGUAUUGUUGGGGACUUGCUGCACCUCAAGGCUGCCGGUAUGCACAGUGUGGGGUAGUCAAGUGCUCCCCGGCCUUCACAAGGUGGCCUCAGGCAUCACUGUGCCAUAUUUCUUCUUUUCAGUCAUCUGUUUUAUGAUGUUUUUUUAUUGUUAUUUUAACUAAAGGGGAGGGCAGGGAGCCAUGUGCCUGUCUCUCACUCACUCAGUCUCCCGCUCUGCCCGGCCAAGAGAACAAAGAACACACGACACAAAUGGACAAAUGAAACUAUUUUUACACACCAUCUUUUAUCACACAUCAUCUACCAAUCCAUUCUCUUCCUCCACCAGCCUUGUUUAGCUUUCAUUCCACAUCUACUUUCAGCAAUCCAUUCUCUUCCACCAGCCCUUUUUAAUCUUCUUUCCCACAUCUUUUAGUAAUCCAUUCUCUCUUCCACCACCCUUGUUAAUCUUCUGUGCCACAUCUUUCAGCAAUCCAUCUUCCUCCAGCCUUUCUUACCUUCUCUCACAUCUUUCUACAAUCCAUUCUCCUCUUCCUCCAGCCUUUACCUACCAGCUCUCUCUCUCUCUCUCUCUCUCUCUCUCUCUCUCUCUCCAUUGACCUGUCCAACCCUGUAAGGAAAAAUACUGACAGCCAUGUACUCGGAAGAGCUGCGGAGGUGGAGGCGGAAGGAAGGAGACCAGCUGGAAGACUGGAGACCUGGAGACAGUGUGUGCAGGAAGACAUGAGAAUGAUGAACACCAGGGAGGAGAGUCUACCAUUGCCAAGAGUGGGGGAGACUCACAACCCUGCCAGCCUUAUAACACAAAGGACAGGAGGAUGAACACCAGGGAGGAGAGUCUACCAUUGCCAAGAGUGGGGGAGACUCACAACCCUGCCAGCCCCAUAACACAAAGGACAGGAGGAUGAACACCAGGGAGGAGAGUCUACCAUUGCCAAGAGUGGGGGAGACUCACAACCCUGCCAGCCCCAUAACACAAAGGACAGGAGGAUGAACACCAGGGAGGAGAGUCUACCGUCGCCAAGAGUGGGAGACUCGUGGCCUGUUCAGCCUCACAAGGGGAAAUAAAGGUGUUGAACAAAGAAGAAUAAAGAAGAGCCUCUCCCUCCCGCCCAGCACCGGUGAAGGGAACAAAGAACACAGCGAAGCAUUUUGAACCGUUUACUUCCCUCACACAGGGUCGGGGGAGCGGGUGUGUUGGUGCGUCAUGCAACACUCCCUCGCCUCCGCGGCACAACAACAAAACAACACCGUCAUUACUCUAACCUUACACAAAAUAUACAGGCUAUGGAGGGGGAGCAAGGAGGGAGAGGGGGGUGGGGGGUAUCUCCAAGGGUAUAUAUUUAUUUAUAUAUGUAUAUGCUUUAUUUAUAAGACCAUGUGCUUAAGACCACUAUUAAUCCUCACUCAUCGCUAUCGUUUGUGUUGCGGUAAUUCUAUUCACACAGUUUGGUAAUGGAAGACAGACAGGACUUUUUAUCACUCUGUGUCAAGCGUUGGCUGGUGGGGGAGGUCAGUCACUGGGGGGCAGUCAGGUCUCAUCAUGCAGGGUCAAAACUAUGAACGAUUGCAAACAGAAAUAUUGACUCAGUGAACUCUAGAAUUCGUCUCUGUGAGGGCGUGAGUGGCAGAGGUAGGACACGUGGAUUUACGGACAAGACGAAGAUAAAGAUUGGGACAAAGGAAGACCUGUUCACUUGUCUCAUUCUUUGUUUUGAGUCUCCGUGGUGCAGAAAGUCGCAUCACUUGUGGUCAACUUAGUGUAGUAUUGCACUAGUCAGCUCAGUAGCCCCUCCAAAGAGUAGGAAGAAGUGAUCUUUGCUGCAAGGAACUGAGUCAUAAGUUUAGAGUACAGUGGAGGAAGUAGAAGGGAGGAGACCAGCUGGAGGACCAAAGAAGACCUGGAGACAGUGUGUGGAGGAAGGCAUUAGAAGGAGGAACACCAGGGAGUCUACCAUCAUCAAGAAUGGGAGAGACUCAUAGCCCCGCCAACUCCAUAAGGAAAAAUAAGGACAGUAAAUGAGAAGAACAGAAGUGGAUCUAUACCUUUGUCCAAAACUAUGACUGUUGGAGGUCACUCAUCCCACACAGCACUGAGCAACACAGCUAGUGGCGGCCUGGGAACCUCACAUCACUCUGCCUGGGUGCCUCUCACUACCCUGAACCAAAGACUAGUGUGUAAAAAUUGGAAAAAGGUCACCUACUCCCUGCCACUAUGUUAGGUCAUGGCUGAUGUCUGUCUUGUGGUGUGUCUGUUCUGACCUCUCUUGUCCUUCCAGUACCUACCGACAGGCUCCUUCCUGCCCUUUUCUGCAUGGUCAGGGGUCCUAAGAGAUGAGGUGAGGAGGCAGAGCAAGCACACCUACAGGAGGGAGCCCUGAGCCAAUAGUGUCAAUGAGCAGUAGGUUAAAUUCUCCGUCACCAGUCAGAAGGUUACUGCGGGUGAAAUAGCAAAGUUUAUCUAAAGUGAAUGUUUGCUGCUCGGCACACCCCAUUCACAUUGGCACCCACAGCAGAAUACAUCUUUAGUCAACUGAGCGGACAUAUAAAAAUAAAGUGAUUGAAAUGAAGCCUGAUUAUGAAGCUAAGAUUAUCAUUUUUGCUACCUAGAUCAGUUUCCUUCUGGGUAAUGAAUGUUGACUCAGCCAAACUUUACCUAUAUUAACGGCCUCAUCGUAAGUCACAUACGUUGCAACUCGAGGACUACCUGUAUUCCAUGUUUACAAGCCAAUCAGUUUCCUUGUGGGUGAUAAACAGAAGGGUGUGCGUGACUGGCAGACAACUCCUCCUCCCUGUUAUGCUUUACGCUUUAGGAGCAGCAAGUAGCGGGCUUUUUUUUAUUAUUGUUUCCUUUUUUGUGUGCCCUUGAGCUGUUUCCUUUGUUGUAAAAAAAAAAAAAACACUUGCACUGCCUCUUCACUCACCUCCAGCAUGGGUCACUCUCUCUCCUUCCCUCCAGCCACUAUAGUCUGUUCACUUAAGUCCGACCCAAGCUGACAACAUAAACCUAAGUGUGUUUGCAAGCUGAGUGCUGAUUGGCUACUGCAAUGGCUUCCAAGUUUUCUUUAGCCUCUGUUUGUGUUUAUCUCACGGAGCACUUUCUGAUAAUCUGCACCGUGCUUACGAACAUGCUUAGGUUUAUGUUGUCAGCUUGGAUCAGACUUAAGUGAACAGACUAUAGUCACUCCUACACACACACACACGCACACACCUUUCAUUCAGGAACCAAACAGCGACCUACCACCAUUUUCUGAGACAUCCUUCCUAGUCUUACUUUAGUGUAUGUCUACUAUGCUCAGACACACCAACUCUUCCUUAGCCAACAGUGUAACAGUACUCAAUCCAUAGCUUAUUGCACUACCUAGGUCUCAAUUCUUAAGGGUUAACUAACUAUUAUUAUUUCUGCGACUAACACACCUACCCUUCCCUAGCCAACAGCGUAACAGUAGUCAAUCUAUAGCUUAAUGCACUACCUAGGUUCCAGUUCUUAAGUUAUCAGGCAAGUAUUAUUAUUCCUGGUACUAAUACUCCUACCAUUCUCCGAGACACACCUACCCUUCCCUAGCCAACAGUGUUAACAUCAAUCAGUCCACAGCUUCCAUCACACUACCCAGGUCUCAGUUCUUAGGAGUUAUCAAGCAAGUAUUGUUAAUCCUGUCAUCAAUGGAGCACCCGGGAAAGUCCUAUCAUCUCAUGUCAUCAAUGUAGCGCCCGGGAAAGUCCUAUCAUCUGUUUGUAUUAUAUUAACUAGGAGACUAUACUCUGGCUGGUAGGGCUUUUACAGACACCAAACACAAUACAGCCUCCUAGUUGAAAUAAUACAAGCUGUGAUAAUAUAUAACUGUGGCUGGCUGGACUUUUUCGAGCACCUCACCGAGAGUCUUCCAGUAGUGGCCUGUGCCCCAAACACUCCUAUGUCACUCUCCCUAAACUUAGUGUGAAAUAAUUCUUGCUGCCGACAGUGUGACCGUGGCUGUGCUGCUUCUGCCUCCUCCACACUGCCCAGUCAUCAGGUUGUGUGCAAGGUAUCCUCAACACAUUAUCUCGUCUAGCACUUUGUUUUUUGCCAGUAUACAAGUUGAAUAAAAAACUCAUGAGUGCCAGAUCUUCUCUUGUCCAGUAGCCAGGUUUUCCAACAUUUCAACACUCAGUCACAUCAAAACCUCGUCUCAACAGUGUUUCCGUGACCAAAAAGGAUUAGCUGGUUUCUGCUUUUGUCUUAUAUUAAAAGUUCUCUACAUAAACCACUAGUUACUCUCUUCUAGGUGUGUGCAGUUAGGGGCUCAUUAUUACAGAGUCCAACCAUCAACUCCCGCUGGGCAUCUCUUAGCAGCUACACAAAGGCUCACUGGUAUAAUGUAACAUUUUUCUCUGGCACCAACGAGCUGCCAGAUGUGAGACUUUACUGUAUAGAGUCCAACCAUCAACUCCUGCCGGGCAUCUCUUAGCAGCUACACAAAGGCUUCCUCACUGGUAUAAUUGUAACAUUCUUCUCUGGCACAAAAGAGUUGACAAAUGUGAGACUUUACUGUAUAGAGUCCAACCAUCUCUUAGCAGCUACACAAAGGCUUCAUCACUGGUAUAAAUUGUAACAUUCAUCCAUUCCCUUACACUAGUUACUAAUCUAAGACACUUCACCAUACAGAGGUCUGACAGUACACUACACUUACUUGCUAUAAUGUACAUAUGCUACACAGAAACUCAACAGAAGACACAGCAGUGCAAAUCUUAACUCUUGACAGUGUUAUUUAUGCAGUACGGUCGAGGCUUCAAACGAGAACUCAAAAGAUGGAGUUUAGGUGUUCAAGUCGUGGCGGCGUGGCUGAUACACGACGCUGAGGACAAGUUGUGAGUUUAUUCAGCCUAAGGUGAGAACGAGCCACGUGAGAAGCUCCUCCCUACUGGUGACGGAGGAAGGACAUUGCCACUCCCUUGCUGGUGAUUGGUUGACAGCAAAUCCCGCAGAGAGAGAGACAGACAGAUGGAGAGAGAGAGAGACAGAGAGACACAGACAAAUGCAGAAAGAGAGACAGACAGAGACAAAUGCAGAGAGACAGACAGACAGAGAAAGCUAGACAAAGAGAGAGACAGAUAGAUAGACAAAUACAGAGAGAGAGAGAGAGACAGACAGACUGAGAGAAAGAGUAUAGACAAAGAGAGAGAGAGAGAGAGAGAGAGAGAGAGAGAGAGAGAGAGAACCAACAACUAUCUACCCCACUGCUCAUCCCCAGGUUAACUAAGGGUAGUGUACAGCACCUCCCUCACUUCCCCAACCGGCCUGUCCCACACAUCCAGGCCACGGGCGGGACUUCUAACUUGUUCUCACCUUGGGCCGAAUAGAGUACAGCAUCCUGGCGUCCCUAAUGAGCACGGCUGCCACUAUUAUGCUACUUGACCAACCACAGCGCCGGACAACACAUCUUCUUGCCCUUCAAACAUGUGGCGGUUCAUUGUACAGUGUUGCCAAAUGUCCAGAAACGUGACGGCUCAUUGUACAGUGCUGCCAAAUGUGCAGAAACGUGACGGCUCAUUGUACAGUGCUGCCAAAUGUGCAGAAACGUGACGGCUCAUUGUACAGUGUUGCCAAAUGUGCAGAAACGUGACGGCUCAUUGUACAGUGCUGCCAAAUGUGCAGAAACGUGACGGCUCAUUGUACAGUGUUGCCAAAUGUGCCAGAACGUGACACCUCAUUAUACAGUGUUACCAAAUGUCCUGAAACGUGACGGCUCAUUAUACAGUGUUGCCAAAUGUGCCGGAACGUGACGGCUCAUUGUACAGGGUGUUGCCAGCAGAGGUGGGCACGGUACUGAAAAAUCAGAAGUGUGGUUGCAGUAGUGCGGUACUUUUUCCGGAGUAGUGCGGUUGCGGUAGUGCGGUCCAAUUUUUUUCUUUCCCAGUGUGGUACACGGUGUGCGGUACUGCGGUAGUCAAAAUAAAAAAUGCCUCAGUGCAUAUCCUGGCUAUCCAAACAAAGGAAACAUGCUUAAAAUAGUACAAUGAAAAAUCUGACGGGUCCGGGGUUGAAAUGGCCGGCACCGCGCGGGUUAAAGAAAACUCGCAGUGUAGUAGUUUAGUCUGUCUGUUUAGUAUUUCGUUUUGAACAAUAACUGAAAAGUCAGAAUGAUUUAAUCACUGAUUCUGAUGACUGAUACCGAUUGACUGAUUGAGUCCAAUUCACUGAAAAAAAAUAAUAAAUAAA
Eriocheir sinensis (Chinese mitten crab) is the source of this 8544-nucleotide messenger RNA. RefSeq names its product cytochrome c oxidase assembly protein COX11, mitochondrial-like. Gene Ontology annotation, cellular component: mitochondrial inner membrane. The coding region runs from base 208 to 1068 and encodes 286 amino acids. Gene Ontology annotation, molecular function: copper ion binding. The transcript has 4 exons. The record is from RefSeq and is a predicted model, not a curated record. Lineage: Eukaryota; Metazoa; Arthropoda; Malacostraca; Decapoda; Varunidae.